Messenger RNA from Eremothecium sinecaudum, 1575 nucleotides. It is a transcript of the gene ACH1, whose product is annotated as acetyl-CoA hydrolase. Gene Ontology annotation, cellular component: mitochondrion. Gene Ontology annotation, biological process: acetate metabolic process. Gene Ontology annotation, molecular function: acetate CoA-transferase activity; acetyl-CoA hydrolase activity. NCBI's taxonomy places the organism in Eukaryota, Fungi, Ascomycota, Saccharomycetes, Saccharomycetales, Saccharomycetaceae. Bases 1 to 1575 code for a protein of 524 amino acids. The record is from RefSeq and is a predicted model, not a curated record. The transcript has a single exon.
AUGACUAUAUCUCAAUUAUUAAAGCAAAGAGUAAGGUACAGUCCUUAUUUGUCUAAGGUGCGCCCAGUGGAGGAUGUAGUGCCUCUAUUUAAACAUGGGCAGUACUUAGGUUGGUCCGGUUUCACUGGUGUUGGAGCACCAAAGGUCGUUCCAACAGCAUUGGCGAACAAGGUUGAAAGGGAAGGUUUACAAGGUAAGCUGGCUUUCAAUUUGUUCGUCGGAGCGUCUGCUGGUCCUGAGGAAGACAGGUGGGCUGACUUGGAUAUGAUUUUACGCCGUGGUCCUCACCAGGUUGGUAAAUCCAUAUCUCGUGCAAUUAAUGAAGGUAGGAUUAAAUUCUUCGACAAGCAUUUGUCAAUGUUUCCACAGGAUUUAACGUACGGUUAUUAUACCAGGGAGCGGACUGACGGUAAGAUCCUCGAUUUCACGAUUAUAGAGGCUACUGCCAUUAAGGAGGAUGGAUCUAUUGUUCCGGGUCCGUCGGUCGGGGGAUCUCCGGAAUUUGUUGCUGCGGCUGAUAAAGUUAUUAUCGAGGUGAACACUGCAACGCCAUCAUUUGAGGGGUUGCACGACAUUGAUUUGCCUAGCUACCCCCCAUUCCGUGAGCCCUACCCAUACACCAAGGUUGACCAACGCAUUGGCCGGAAUUCUAUCCCUGUGGACCCUGAUAGAGUUAUAGCUCUAGUUGAGUCAACACAGCGUGAUCGUGUUGGCCCCAACACACCAUCUAAUGAAAUGUCCAGAAACAUCGCUGGGCACCUUGUAAGCUUCUUUGAACACGAGGUUGCUCAUGGCAGACUUCCACAAAACCUACUUCCUUUGCAGAGUGGUAUCGGAAACAUUGCCAAUUCUGUGAUUGAGGGCCUUGCCGGCUCCUCCUUCAAGAACCUUACAGUAUGGACUGAAGUUCUCCAAGACUCGUUCCUCGACCUGUUUCAGAACGGCUCCCUGGAAUUUGCCACCGCGACCAGUAUCCGUUUAACUGAGGCCGGAUUUGACAAGUUCUUCAACAAUUGGGACGAAUUUUCGCGCAAGUUGUGUAUCCGUUCCCAAGUUGUAUCCAACAGUCCUGAACUCAUCCGUCGUUUAGGUGUGAUUGCUAUGAACACCCCUGUAGAGGUUGAUAUUUAUGCUCAUGCAAAUUCUACAAACGUCUCUGGAUCUCGUAUGUUAAACGGUCUAGGUGGUUCUGCUGACUUCUUAAGAAAUGCCAAACUCUCCAUUAUGCAUGCUCCAUCGGCUAGACCUUCCAAGACAGACCCAACCGGUAUUUCUUCCAUUGUGCCUAUGGUCCCUCAUGUAGAUCAGACAGAGCAUGAUCUGGAUAUCCUUGUAACUGAUCAGGGUCUCGCAGAUCUACGUGGUCUCUCCCCUCGUGAACGAGCUCGCGAGAUCAUUAAUAACUGUGCGCAUCCAGACUACAAGCCAAUUCUUCACGACUAUCUAGAUCGCGCAGAACAUUACACCAAAAAGGCUCGUAGUAUGCACGAACCACAUAUCCUCCAACAAGCUCUCAAGUUCCACAUAAACCUUGCAGAGAAAGGAACUAUGAAGGUCUCUUCGUGGGAUGAUUAA